UUCACAUAUGACUAUCACAUGAUAUUCGACAACAAAUAUAAUCAAGAUAAAACUGCUGAAACUUUUAUUUAGCUACUGAUGUUUUCGUCCAAGAUGAAGUUUCUGGUAGCAGCUUGUCUUGUGUCUGUAGUUUAUGGGCAGAUUCCCAUACCAUCGCGGGAAGUCGGCUAUGUUUAUGAGAAUGGUUCUGAUUCUGCUCCCGUUCACUUGGAUGUGUUCAUAGACUUGAUAUGUCCCGAUAGUAAACAGGCGUUACCAACUUUACUUCAAGUAGCUGAGAUGUAUGGACCUAAACAGUUACAACUAACAGCUCAUAUUUUCCCUCUGCCAUAUCACAGAAACUCAUUCUAUGCUACCAAGGGUGCUCAUGCUGUCGCUGCUCUAACAAAAGGCAACAUGACAUUCGACUGGUUCAACUUGGUUUAUAAAAAUAUGCCCGUUCUCGUCAACUCAGCAACAAGCCAAUUCUCAGAAGAUCACAUGAAAGACGUGUUUUCAAGUUUGGCUGGUUCCAUGGGUUUAGUGCCUGCAACCUUUGAACCUAUGUUAGAUGACCCUAAUAUUGAAGAAGACACAAGAGUAGCCUGGAAAUAUGCUUGUACACGAGGAGUAGCUGCUACACCAACGUUUUUUGUAAAUGAUGUUACAGUCGGCGCCACUCCAACCUGGACAGCAGCUCAAUGGAAACAACUUAUCGACCCAAUACUCAAUCCAUCACAAAAAAGACUAAUCUUUAAAUCCAACCGUCUGUCAGCAUGUGCACCAAAUACUAAAAGAUGUGAAUAUCUUCCUGGUAAAAUAGAAUGUUGUACAAGUGGUGAGGCCUGUAUUCCUAAUGUUGGUUGUCGUUGUUAAUACUUAGGCCUUCGCGAUGCCUGUGGCAGGUUGUUGUUGUUAAUGCUGUAGGCCUCCACGAUGCCUAAUGUGAUCUGUCAUUGUUAAGGUUAAAGGCCUUCAGGAUGCCUGUUCUUGUUUAAAUUUGGUGAUGUAAAUAAUGUAUGAUAUUGUAAAGUAAUAGAAAGACAAUAAAUAUUUAUUUUGCGA
Patella vulgata (common limpet) is the source of this 1044-nucleotide messenger RNA. RefSeq lists its product as uncharacterized. Bases 79 to 855 code for a protein of 258 amino acids. NCBI's taxonomy places the organism in Eukaryota, Metazoa, Mollusca, Gastropoda, Patellidae. The transcript has 5 exons. The record is from RefSeq and is a predicted model, not a curated record.